CGCGGGAGAAGUGGCGGCGCCGGCGGCGGACAGCACCGACUGCGCCCAGGGCCGGAGCCCGCGCCCUCCGAGGUAGGCGAGCGCGGAUACCGGAAAGGUUGAUUGACUUAUGUGCAAUUUGGGACCCUGGAGUUUUCCUUCACGCUGCAGGCUGGAAGAGAGCCUCUGGUACUGCAAGAAGGAGGCUGAAUGAGGCAGAGACGCUUGGCAACUCCUGAGCAAAACGUGGCCGUCAUGAAGCCAAGACUGGAGCCAUUCCAUCCCCACGGUCCUGUCUGAAGGAAUGCUGAGCCUCCUCCCCUGCUAGUUCUCUCAUCACUAAGGUGUCAGCUGGAUCACCUGAGUCUGUCUGGUCUUUGGAGAUGUCGGAUCCAAGGAGAGGAGUUAGCAGACUCUUCUUCAGUCCAUGUAAAGACCAUCUUAGAAGCUGAGCUCUGUCCGGGAGGCCCAGGUAGAGCGGCUGGAGGCAGCAAGACCUCGCAGGCCGGGGUGCAGGGAGCGGGGCCCCGUGCUGAGGAUGGCCAGGCAGCAGCCGCCGCCCUGGGUCCACACAGCCAUCCUGCUCUGCCUCCUUAGCCUCACUGGGGCCAUCGAGAUUCCUAUGGAUCCAAGCAUUCAGAAUGAGCUAUCCCAGCCCCCAACCAUCACCAAGCAGUCAGUGAAGGACCACAUCGUGGAUCCCCGCGAUAACAUCUUGAUUGAGUGUGAAGCAAAGGGGAACCCUGCCCCCAGCUUCCACUGGACUCGAAACAGCAGGUUCUUCAACAUCGCCAAGGACCCCCGGGUGUCAAUGAGGAGGCGAUCUGGGACCCUGGUGAUCGACUUCCGCAGUGGGGGGCGGCCCGAAGAAUAUGAGGGGGAAUACCAGUGCUUUGCCCGCAACAAAUUUGGCACAGCCCUAUCCAAUAGGAUCCGUCUGCAGGUGUCCAAGUCUCCCCUGUGGCCCAAGGAAAACCUAGACCCUGUCGUGGUUCAAGAAGGCGCUCCCUUGACGCUCCAGUGCAACCCCCCGCCCGGACUUCCAUCCCCAGUCAUCUUCUGGAUGAGCAGCUCCAUGGAGCCCAUCACCCAAGACAAGCGCGUCUCUCAGGGCCAUAAUGGCGACCUGUAUUUCUCUAACGUGAUGCUGCAGGACAUGCAGACAGACUACAGCUGCAACGCGCGCUUCCACUUUACGCACACCAUCCAGCAGAAGAAUGCCUUCACCCUCAAGGUCCUCACCAACAACCCCUAUAAUGACUCGUCCUUAAGAAACCACCCUGACAUGUAUAGUGCACGAGGAGUUGCAGAAAGAACACCCAGCUUCAUGUAUCCCCAGGGCACGGCGAGCAGUCAGAUGGUGCUGCGUGGCAUGGAUCUCUUGCUGGAGUGCAUCGCCUCCGGGGUCCCAACACCAGACAUCGCGUGGUACAAGAAGGGUGGGGACCUCCCCUCUGAUAAGGCCAAGUUUGAGAACUUUAACAAGGCUCUCCGUAUUACCAACGUCUCCGAGGAAGACUCUGGGGAGUAUUUCUGCCUGGCUUCCAACAAGAUGGGCAGCAUCCGGCACACGAUCUCGGUGAGAGUAAAGGCUGCUCCCUACUGGCUGGACGAACCCAAGAACCUUAUCCUGGCUCCUGGGGAGGACGGGAGACUGGUGUGUCGAGCCAAUGGGAACCCCAAGCCCACUGUCCAGUGGAUGGUAAAUGGGGAACCUCUGCAAUCGGCACCACCCAACCCAAACCGUGAGGUGGCUGGGGACACCAUCAUCUUCCGGGACACCCAGAUCAGCAGCAGGGCUGUGUACCAGUGCAACACCUCCAAUGAGCAUGGCUACCUGCUGGCCAACGCCUUCGUCAGCGUGCUCGACGUGCCGCCCCGGAUGCUGUCACCCCGGAACCAGCUCAUUAGGGUGAUCCUGUACAACCGGACACGGCUUGACUGCCCGUUCUUUGGGUCCCCCAUCCCCACACUCCGAUGGUUUAAGAACGGGCAGGGAAGUAACCUGGAUGGUGGUAACUACCACGUCUACGAGAACGGCAGCCUGGAAAUCAAGAUGAUCCGCAAAGAGGACCAAGGCAUCUACACCUGUGUCGCCACCAACAUCUUGGGCAAAGCUGAAAACCAGGUCCGCCUGGAGGUCAAAGACCCCACCAGGAUCUACCGGAUGCCUGAGGACCAGGUGGCCAAAAGGGGCACCACAGUGCAGCUGGAGUGUCGGGUGAAGCACGACCCCUCCCUGAAGCUCACAGUCUCCUGGCUGAAGGACGACGAGCCUCUCUACAUUGGAAACAGGAUGAAGAAGGAAGACGACUCCCUGACCAUCUUCGGUGUGGCCGAGCGGGACCAGGGCAGUUACACCUGCAUUGCCAGCACUGAGCUGGACCAGGACCUGGCCAAGGCCCACCUUACUGUGUUAGCUGAUCAGGCCACUCCAACUAACCGUUUGGCUGCCCUGCCCAAAGGACGGCCAGACCGACCCCGGGACCUGGAGCUCACGGACCUGGCCGAGAGGAGCGUGAGGCUGACCUGGAUCCCAGGGGAUGAUAACAACAGCCCCAUCACAGACUACGUCGUCCAGUUUGAAGAGGACCAGUUCCAGCCCGGGGUCUGGCAUGACCAUUCCAAGUUCCCGGGCAGUGUCAACUCCGCCGUCCUCCAGCUGUCCCCAUAUGUCAACUACCAGUUCCGGGUCAUUGCCGUCAACGAGGUGGGCAGCAGCCAUCCCAGCCUCCCCUCCGAGCGCUACCGGACCAGCGGGGCGCCCCCCGAGUCCAAUCCCGCCGACGUGAGGGGAGAAGGCACCAGAAAGAACAACAUGGAGAUCACGUGGACGCCCAUGAACGCCACCUCCGCCUUUGGCCCCAACCUGCGCUACAUCGUCAAGUGGCGGCGGAGAGAAACUCGAGAGACGUGGAACAACGUCACAGUAUGGGGCUCCCGCUACGUGGUGGGGCAGACCCCUGUCUAUGUGCCCUAUGAGAUCCGAGUCCAGGCCGAAAAUGACUUUGGGAAGGGCCCUGAGCCAGACACUGUCAUCGGUUACUCCGGGGAAGAUUAUCCCAGGGCUGCACCCACUGACGUUAAAAUCCGAGUCCUGAACAGCACAGCCAUCAGCCUUCAGUGGAACCGCGUCUACCCCGACACGGUGCAGGGCCAACUCAGAGAGUACCGAGCCUACUACUGGAGGGAGAGCAGCUUGCUGAAGAACCUGUGGGUGUCUCAGAAGAGGCAGCAAGCCAGCUUCCCUGGUGACCGCCCCCGGGGCGUGGUGUCCCGCCUCUUCCCCUACAGUAACUACAAGCUGGAGAUGGUUGUGGUCAAUGGGAGAGGCGACGGGCCUCGCAGUGAAACCAAGGAGUUCACCACCCCGGAAGGAGUACCCAGUGCCCCCAGGCGUUUCCGAGUCCGGCAGCCCAACCUGGAGACAAUCAACCUGGAAUGGGAUCAUCCAGAACACCCCAAUGGGAUCCUGAUUGGAUACACUCUCAAAUACGUGGCCUUUAAUGGAACCAAAUUAGGAAAGCAGAUAGUGGAAAACUUCUCUCCCAAUCAGACCAAGUUCACGGUGCGAAGAGCAGACCCCGUGUCGCGCUACCGCUUUACCCUCAGUGCCAGGACGCAGGUGGGCUCUGGGGAAGCAGUCACAGAGGAGUCACCGGCACCCCCGAACGAAGCUACUCCAACUGCAGCUCCUCCCACGUGGCCCCCGACCACGGUGGGUGCCACGGGCGCCCCCGCUGCCACCACCGAAGCCACAACAGUCCCCACCAUCCCAAGUGUCGCACCUACCACUGUGGCCACCACCACCGUCGCCACGACCACAACCACUGCCGCCGCCACCACGGAGAGGCCUCCCACCACCACCUCCGGGACUAAGAUGCCCGAAUCCGCCCCCGACAGGCAGUCCAUAUGGAACGUCACGGUGCUCCCCAACAGUAAAUGGGCCAACAUCACCUGGAAGCACAAUUUCGGGCCCGGAACUGACUUUGUGGUUGAGUACACCGACAGCAACCAUACGAAAAAAACUGUCCCUGUUAAGGCCCAGGCCCAGCCUGUACAGCUGACAGACCUCUAUCCCGGGAUGACAUACACGUUGCGCGUUUAUUCCCGGGACAACGAGGGCAUCAGCAGUACCGUCAUCACCUUUAUGACCAGUACAGCUUACACCAACAACCAGGCAGACAUCGCCACCCAGGGCUGGUUCAUUGGGCUCAUGUGUGCCAUCGCCCUCCUGGUGCUGAUCCUGCUCAUCGUCUGUUUCAUCAAGAGGAGUCGAGGUGGCAAGUACCCAGUGCGAGAAAAGAAGGAUGUUCCCCUGGGCCCCGAGGACCCCAAGGAAGAAGACGGCUCCUUUGACUACAGUGACGAGGACAACAAGCCCCUGCAGGGCAGCCAGACGUCCCUGGAUGGCACCAUCAAGCAGCAGGAGAGUGACGACAGCCUGGUGGACUAUGGCGAGGGUGGCGAGGGGCAGUUCAACGAGGACGGGUCCUUCAUCGGCCAGUACACGGUCAAAAAGGACAAGGAGGAGACAGAGGGCAACGAAAGCUCCGAGGCCACGUCGCCUGUCAACGCCAUCUAUUCUCUGGCCUAACGGAGCCCCUCCCCCCCAACCCAGGGCACAGCCACUACUCUGCAAGCGGGAGGAGGGGAGAGGGGGAGAUGAAGCCACCGCAGACCUACCACACGGCCGCCACCACCUUCAGGGACAAGCAAGGGUACAACAAGGGGGUCUGCCAAGCUGUGAGGACCAGUGACCGCCCAGCCAACCCCAAGCCGCCCCCCCCCCGCCCCGCACCCCCGGGGUGCCACCAUGUGGAAGAGCCAGAGUCCAGGCUAAGCUCAGCUGGAGGGAGCCCAGCCCUUUGCUCAGCCUCAUGACCACCUUGAGCCUUCCACCCCCACUGCCCACCCUUGACCUCGGCACACACACCAGUUUCUGUUGGUUAUGGCCCUUCGUGUUGUCUCUUCAUUUUUGCUUUGUGCAUCUUCCCCAUCCAGACCUAGCAUCUCCAUUUUCUUUUCCUUUCGAAGAAGUGUCCCUGGACAAAGAAAGAAUAGGUGGCUUCUCCCCCAGAUAGGCAAAAGGAUUGACCUGUAAAAGGACAUCGAGAAAAGCUGUCGUAUUCACACCGCCACCUGGCCAAUGUAUUUCCGAAGGAUGCCUUUCUCGCCAGAUGCCUCCCUGGGCCCCCAACCCAUGCACCUUGGCCUUGUCCGUUGCUGAGCUGGGCUUGGCUCUUUUCUGGAAAAUGGCAGGACUUUUGGCAGGAGAGAGUGGGCAGGCCUGCUUGCCUCACUCUGGUUCAGUUGGGAGGGGGGCUUACCUCUUGCUCCUUCGCUGUCACCCUGCCCCUUCCUCCAGAGUGUCCCAGACAAGAGCUGCGCCGGCUCUGAAGGAGUCUGAGGAACAGCAGCGGCCACGAUGGGAAGAGCUUCGACACCAGGGGCCAAGUACCUCAAGCCAGAAGGAAAACCGGGCGUCUGGUCCCUGGGGAGCUGUGCUCACCUCAGGAGAGAGGGAAAGGGCUGGGUUUGGACUCCCUUCCUCCCCAUCAGUGAAACCCAGGAUGUGGGAGAGAGGACCAUGCCCCCUGCCUGCAGGGGAGAGGGUGCCCCCCACCUGGUCAGGGAUCCCUGCCGCUGCCCUCACGGAGAUGGAACCAGGCGAUGCAGAAGCUUUGCUGGUGUGUUUGGGGGUAUAACGUGCUGCUCCCCCUCUCGUCUCUAGCAGAGAGCAUCUCCUCGGUCAAUUCUGUAAGACACUGAAAGUGGUGUUUUACACCCCAACCGAGUGGUUCCCCGCCCCCCCCCCCAACCGAGACCGAACCAGCGUGUCCUCUCCUUGGGGUAUUUACAUAUCAGGAGAGCCCGCGGGAACACCACGCUGACCGCGCCAGAGAGCCUGGCCUGGGGACCCCACGCCCUCCGGAUGCCUUACGCAGCUCUGACCUGGCCCUGCAGCUCCCAGUUCCCAGCCCCUGCCCGCAAGCCUCGAAGCCUCCAGCGACGUCAGUCUCGAGAGCGGGGCGGCCCCUGCAAACGUCACCGCAGAACGAGAGCAACCACUCGACGUGUGCCCUGCAUCCUCUUGCCCCAGCCCGAGACCCUGGCUGACUGCAGUUCUCCGAGACCGAAGGCACAGCCUUCAUCCUCCCCACCUCAUCCGUUUCUGAAACCAAAGGUACCUAGCCCCAGAGAGAGAUCUUGAGCCUGAGAGCAAGCCGGUAGCUGUCGCUACAGCUAGAGUCGAUUUCGGGAGGGUAAAGCUGACCCCCAGCGAUGGCCUGCCUGCCACGGGCACAGCCUCUGAUUCGAGCCUCCAGCUGCUUGCAGGGUGGCCUGGGCAGGAACGGGGCUCUGUCCUUCAGAGGCUCGAUUAAAGCAUCGUUUGCCACACGUUUUAAACCACAAAGGUAUUAGCAAUGCUUGCAUCACUUAGUAAUCAGUCAUUUGAAGGUCAAGCCCGUAGACACAUGCACUCUGUCUGCAGGUAAGAAACCAUAGCCCAGAGCUGAGCCAAUUAUGUUGUUUGAACCUGAGAGCAGGUAACAGGCCUUUGGCCCCAGCCAUGGCCAGCCUUGCGGCCCAGAAGCCCGAGGGGCAGUUCUCUCAUGGUGAAAGGGGACAGGGUGAAUAACAGGGGGCUAGGAGUGGGCUCAGGGGUCCCCUCCCCUGGCUUUCCUCUGACACCUGCCUGCAUACAGCGGGGCAUUCCUGCACCCAAGCCCAGCGUCCCUCAAGGGAAUGUCAGGGAAGUGUGCCUGUGCACUGAAUUAAAGGACCAGCCUUUCCAGAAAACACUCUGGAUCUGAGCAGAGCAGUCUCGGGCCUCUCACUCCAUGGGACAUCCCACACACUAGUGAGCUCAGUGUACCGCAGACAGGUUCAUAGGGUGAGGGGACUGUGUGCUGUCACAGUGCCCGUCCGCCUGCCGCGCAGCCAAGGACCGCAGGAGGGCUUCUGCCUGCGCAGGGUCUGGGGGAGGGAGGGUCCCUCAGCCCGGCUGCUCCUCGUGUGUGUCCUGCCGGCUCUGAGCCACAGCUGCCCUCGGCAGCCACGAGGAGAGGCGCUGCCCGCGCCACACACCUCCCAGCCCUUGUGGCAGGCAGGCGCCACCCUGAGCCUGGAGAAGCAGUCUUCCUCAAGCAGAGAUGCUUAGAGAGGUGUGUGGCUGGCAGGGUUCGAGAGCAGCCCUUCCAGGAAGAGGAUGUCCAUUUUCCAUGGGCCCAUGCCAGAGCCCAGCCCGCGUAGCCGGAAAGCCGUAUUGGCCCACACCGCCCGGCCAGCUGGGGCGCCCAAGCAGCCCCCCGAAAACCUACCAACCGUGGAGCCAGGAGAUGGGACACCACUGGUGCUUCCACCUGCCUGGCUGUUGGGGGGGCAUCUUGCAGUGACCCCAGAAGCCCCAUUGCCUGUGCUGCAGGCCCAGCUGCUGUGCUCGGCCACCAGGCUGUGGGCUCAGGAGACACUCUUGAACUUCUAGAGUGAGCCGGGCUCUGAGCCACAGUCAUGCGUGGCCCCCGCCCUCCCAGGGCUCACAGGCCUGGAGCUGAGGCUCAGGACACAGAGGACAUUGGUUGGGAGCACCCUGAGUGCUUAAGCCACCGAUGGCUCCAGGUUCAAAGGGAGAUGCUUCGGCGAGAGCACAUGGUCCACAAGGCUGAGCAAGACGGGGCAGUCAGAGGCUGCCGGGUGGGGUCAAGGACAAGUCCUGCUUCCUGAGCCUCUUUGCUCUGCCCCUUGGGGCAAGUUGCUUAACCUGUCUGUAUGUUGGUGCCCCCGUCUCCGCUGUGUCAUCCAUCCUUUGAAUACCUCCCCCCACAGAGGGGCAGGGGCCCACCUGAAGGAGCAGGAAGGCCAGCGUGUAAGGAGUAGAAUGCUGCAGGGCCAGGGGACAGCUGCCUCCCACCUUGCCUGGCUUUUGGUGGAGGGGACCCAUCUUUCCUUACCUUGCUACUGAAGAGAUGGUUGACGUUCAGUUGAAGGGAAAACCAGACUAGCUCUUUCCCUUGUCCAUUGCCUUGACCCUGGGAGGUGGGAGGCAUCUGGCCCACCCCUUCCUGGCAAGUCCCAAGGUCUGAAGAAGUGUCCACCUGUCCAAGAGGCAGCCAGUGCCACCCCUGCUCACCCUGCAAGGGGUAUCUGCAACCUGGGCCAGAUACUGCGUCCAUAGCUUUCCUGAACACAGCCUUCGGGGAGGGCUGAGGACACAUGGGUUUUCCAGCUAAGGGGCUGCCUCCCCCGCCCACACCUAGCACCCACGCACAGGCCAACCCACACAGUAGGGCAGCACUUUCAGGGGCAACAGUACGGAUUAUGACAUCUUAGGGUGAGUUCACACCCUAACCUGCCUGAGACGAGAUGUGAAGGGCUGCAUGGGGUGCAGUGUGCAGCUCGGGGCAAGGGGGGAAGAGGCUGCCCAGGUUGGACCCCAUUUGAGUGAUUCCUGCAGGCAGAACUGAGAGAGAAAGAAAGUCUGAUCCAAAGGAGAGGGAAGCUUCCCCGGGAACAGCGCGGGGCAGAGGUUCUUUAAGGAUCCUGGGGCCCUUUGCAGGAUCUGAGCCAAGCCACAGAGAGUCACAGACAGCCCAUGGGACGGAAGCAGUGGGAAUUUCAAACACUUUGCCUCAGUCUUAGCAAGGCUGCUUCACUAACACUGAGGCAGGGAGGCUCCCCCAGCUCUCAGGGGGUGGGCAGCAGGUUCCUCGGAUGCUGGCACAGGGCGUGCUGCCCAUUUGUGACACCUUGGUCACCACUCCUACAGCCCCUGCCAAACACACACACAUCUGCUAGGAAGAAAUCACCUGGCGGAUCCUGGUCGAGCUUUGCAUGGUGGCUUAGGAGUAGCACGUAGGAGGGCCCUGAUUUAAAAAAAAAAAAAAAAAAAUCGGAGGAGACAAACGAAUGAGACAAAAAUCUUGAAAUGCCAGGAGGAGACAGUGCCCCAGGCAGAGCCAACUCCGGGCAGUCCCGUCCCCUAAACCAGGCGGGGGCCGGUCCUUGGGAGUUCGAACCAACCUUGCCGCCGUCGCCAGCAGGCCCAGCCCAAGCCCGGGCAGCGCCCUGCCUUCUCCCCCCUGUUGAGAAGAGCCUUCCUGAGACAGGUUCAGAGCAGGAUCGGAGAGAUGGGACAACCACCCGGGGGAGCCACGAGACCCCGCCGAGCCGUGUCUUGUGCCGCACCCCUAACCAGCGCACCUCUAUCAACAUAGUAUUAAACAGAAGUCCUGUGACGCUAAGGCUGGAAACGAGCUCCGUCCCAGGGUGCGUUGCUUUGGAUAGCCUCAGACUGCAGCACGCAGAGGAAUCACAGAGCUGAUCUCAUAGACAGGACUCUUAGUGCAGACGAGGACACUAAAAUCCACAGAGGGGAAGGGACUUGCCCGAGGUCCCUCGGCUGGUAAAUCAGGGGGAGGUGAGGGCUUGAACCCGGGCCUUCUGAGUCCUUAUCUAGGGUUCUCCACCUGCCCGCAGGGGCCUCCUUAGAAAUAGAGGUGUAACUUCACAUCUGUCUGUACCUCUUAUCACUUCUCCCCCAUCCUCCGUACGCCUCCCAAAAUGAAAAUCACAAAGGAUUUUUCGGAGGCCAAGACCGGGCCGUCUGCGGCAGCCCACGGGGAAGCCAGCCUCGCGGGGAAGACCCGGGCCAGGAGAGAGUGACGAGCUGACUGGUGUUUGUCACUGUGAAGUCUCGACUGUACUCUGGAGUGGCGUCUCUCGUUUCGUGAUACUUGGGGCCCCCAGCAGGCUGCGUCCCUCGGGCCCUCAGCCAUGGAGGCUCGGCCACCCCAGGGCUCACUGGGCUGGAGUUCAGCACACGUGAAGAGUUCAGUGAAGCAAUAAACACAAAAAUCUGGGAGAAGAAAUCCAGAAUUUUGUGCCCUACUCUGUUUCUUUUUCAAAAAACGAUGCCGAUCGGAUGACCCUGCCCCUGUUUUUUUUUUUUUUUUGAUCCCCCCAAUUGGACAUCCUCAGUCAGUGUUGUCCCUCUGCCCAGCUCCCAGCUCUUUGCCAACUUCACCCUCCUCCUGGGCUGAGCAUCAGUCGCCUGUGACAUGGCCGCCUUCUGUCCCGGUCCCACCUCCAGCUCACCCUGGCCCGAGAGGACCUCUCGCCCUGCCUCCCCCCACCAGCACCCCUUUCCCCUACACACACACACACACACACACACACACACACACACACACACACACACACACACCGUGCCGCAUUAUUUCUUCCCGGGGGGGGGGGUUAUUUUUUCCCCGACCUCUCCAUGCCUUCCUGCACACCCACAUACCUACAGAGUGGUCUGAUCUUUUUUCCAUUGGUUAAAGAUUUAACUCUCCAUGGCAGACCUUGUUUUAACCCCUCUCACAUCAUGUUCUUUCCUCUUUGCGAGUUAUUUUGCAUUAACCAACCUUGUCAGCGACAGAUGCGGAUCUGAGGGUGUCACACACGACCUUCAGCAGGGAAGACUUCCGGGCCGCGGAGGACCAUCUAAUACAUGGACUUAUAAACUGACUGCAUGAGCAAUGAAAAGGCCAAAUUAUUCAGAAUUUUUUUUUUUUUGGAAUCACUGUAAAAAAAAAAAACUGAUUUCUUUUGUAUAGAGAACACUAAACGUAUAAUAAAAGUUGUUCAA
Molecule: messenger RNA, 10609 nt
Organism: Zalophus californianus (California sea lion)
Lineage: Eukaryota; Metazoa; Chordata; Mammalia; Carnivora; Otariidae
Gene: NFASC
Product: neurofascin
Exons: 34
Coding region: 518-4576 (1352 amino acids)
Biological process (GO): cell-cell adhesion; brain development
Molecular function (GO): cell-cell adhesion mediator activity
Source: RefSeq, a predicted model, not a curated record